Molecule: messenger RNA, 1257 nt
Organism: Eruca vesicaria subsp. sativa (arugula)
Lineage: Eukaryota; Viridiplantae; Streptophyta; Magnoliopsida; Brassicales; Brassicaceae
Source: the annotation of a GenBank genome assembly
AUGUACAGAGCAAAGGCAGUUCUGUCUUCGCUUCGCAACGCUUACUCUAAGAUCUCAAAUCCUUCCUAUCUAAGCCGAGUUCAGCUAGGUUUUUCUCCGUCCUUCGAUUCUCCGUGGCAAUUCCGCUCUUUUACUUCAAAACCAGAGUGUAUGCUUCAGUUAGUUCUCGAAAACGAUUGGUCUAAACAAGUAGUGGAAGGAUUGCAAAAACCAGAAACGCCUCUAACCCACGAGACUGCAAUCUACGUUCUAAGGAAACUAGCUAAGCACCCAGAGAAAGCUUAUUCCUUUCUCAACUGGGUCAUCAGAGAAUCAGAUCUUCCUCCAAGCUCCCCACUUUACAGCACGAUGCUAAGGAUGAUACUAGUCCAGCAAAGACCCAUGAAACGGUUUUGGAUGACUCUUACCAAUAUGAAACGAGGAGAGUUUUGUCUUGAUGAGGAAACUUACAAGACUAUCUACACUUUGCUUAACAGAGAGAGCUACAAAGACGCUACGGCUUUAGAUCGUUUCUAUAAGGAUAACGCAAUGUUUGUUGUUGCAGACAAGGUUUCCGCUUCUGUUUCGGAAAAGGAUUGGAGUUGUGAGGUUGAGAGGGAGCUUGAGCGUAUGAAACUCCCUUUGUCUGAUGAUUUCGUUAUCAGAGUGUUGAAAGGACUGAAGGAAGAUCCGUUGAAAGCUUUGUCGUUUUUACGUUGGGUCGGUGAUAAAAACAGUACCGUUACUUAUAACGCAGCGUUGAGGGUUUUGGCAAGUCCUUGUUCGGUCGCGCAGUUUUGGAGUGUUGUUGAUGAGAUGAAACGUGCAGGGCACGAGGUUGAUUUUGAUACUUAUGUAAAAGUGUCAAGACAGUUUCAGAUGUCUAGAAUGAUGGUUGAGGCGGUGAAGCUUUACGAGUUUAUGAUGGAUGGUCAAUUUAAGCCAUCUCUUGAAGAUUGUACUCUUUUGUUGAAAUUUGGAUUUGGUUUAUCGGUUUCGAGGAAAUAUGAAUCAACUGGGAAGAAGCCUCUAUCGAAGGCUGUUUAUGAUGGAAUGCAUAGGUUCUUAACCAGUGUAGCUAGGUUUGACGAAGCUGAAGAAGUCAUGAAGGCUAUGAGAAGUGAUGGUUGUGAGGUUGAUAACAUCACCUACAGCCAACUCGUGUUUGGUCUUUGUAAAGCUAAGAGAUUAGAGGAAGCGUGUGGUGUCGUCCUGGAUCAGAUGGAAGCAGAUGGGUGUCUCCCCGAUGUAAAAACUUGGACUGUUCUGAAUUUCUGA